AUGGCAUGUGAAAAUAAAACCCAGGUGACAGAAUUUAUCCUGGAAGGUCUUUCAAAAGAUGUAACAAUACAGUCCAAACUCCUAUUAAUUUUUUCCUUCAUAUAUACAAUUACCCUCAUUGGAAACUUCACUCUGAUUCUCCUGACAAGAAUAGACAGUGAAUUAUCUACUCCUAUGUAUUAUUUCCUUUUUAACCUCUCUCUUUUGGACAUAAGUUUCACCACUGUCACCGUCCCAAAUAUGUUAGUCAAUCUUUACUCCAAAAAGAAAUCAAUUACAUAUAUAGGAUGUUUCACCCAGUUGUAUUUCUUACAUUUUUUGGGAAGUUCUGAAUGUCUUUUGUUGGCUAUCAUGAGUUUGCAUCGUUACAUGGCUAUAUGUGAGCCUCUCAGGUAUACCCAAAUUAUGAACAUGGAUGUUUGUCUACGGAUGGCACUUGGCUGUUGGUUCAGUGGUGUUUUAUUCUCAUGUUCUCAUACAUUUCAUGUAGCAAGUUUAUCAUUUUGUAAUUCAAAUGUGAUCAACCACUUUUUCUGUGAUAUCCCGCCACUUCAUCAGGUGUCAGCCACUGACACACGCAGAAGUACUUUGGAAAUAUUUAUAUUAGGUGGAUUUGUUGCAGGAGGGUGUUUUCUCUUGACCAUGGUUUCCUAUGUUCUAAUAAUAAGUUCAAUACUGAAAAUUAAUUCAGCAAAAGGAAAAAGUAAAGCUUUCUCAACUUGUGCUUCCCAUCUAAUGGUGGUUUCCAUUUUCUUUGGGACCAUACUCUUUAUGUAUCUAAGACCUCCAUCUGCUUACUCUCUAGAGAACGAUAAAUUGUUCUGUGUUUUUUACAAUAUUUUUACACCCAUGCUCAAUCCAGUAAUUUACAGUUUUCGGAAUAAAGAUGUAAAAAGAGCUAUGGUGAGAUUGUCCAAAAAGAUGAGCAGUUAUUCUUGA
This is a messenger RNA of Pseudophryne corroboree (corroboree frog), 939 nucleotides long. RefSeq names its product olfactory receptor 5F1-like. Gene Ontology annotation, biological process: G protein-coupled receptor signaling pathway. The transcript has a single exon. Bases 1 to 939 code for a protein of 312 amino acids. The record is from RefSeq and is a predicted model, not a curated record. Gene Ontology annotation, molecular function: G protein-coupled receptor activity; odorant binding; olfactory receptor activity. Lineage: Eukaryota; Metazoa; Chordata; Amphibia; Anura; Myobatrachidae. Gene Ontology annotation, cellular component: membrane.